Messenger RNA from Mya arenaria, 1122 nucleotides. RefSeq lists its product as uncharacterized. The record is from RefSeq and is a predicted model, not a curated record. Bases 1 to 1122 code for a protein of 373 amino acids. Lineage: Eukaryota; Metazoa; Mollusca; Bivalvia; Myida; Myidae. The transcript has a single exon.
AUGAUCCCUCUCUGGCCAUCCCAUUCACCCUCUCACCACCUCUUUAUGUUCCCUUACUUUACGAUCCUCCUCUGGCCAUCCCAUUUACCCUCUCACCGCCUCUUUGUCCCCUUACUUCAGGAUCCUCCUCUGGCCAUCCCAUUCACCCUCUCACCACCUCUUUAUGUUCCCUUACUUCACGAUCCCUCUCUGGCCAUCCCAUUCACCCUCUCACCACCUCUUUAUGUUCCCUUACUUCACGAUCCUCCUCUGGCCAUUCCAUUCACCCUCUCACCACCUCUUUAUGUUCCCUUACUUCACGAUCCCUCUCUGGCCAUCCCAUUCACCCUCUCACCACCUCUUUAUGUUCCCUUACUUCACGAUCCCUCUCUGGCCAUCCCAUUUACUCUUUCACCGCCCCUUAAUGUUCCCUUACUUCACGAUCCAUCUCUGGCCAUCCCAUUCACCCUCUCACCACCUCUUUAUGUUCCCUUACUUCACGAUCCUCCUCUGGCCAUUCCAUUCACCCUCUCACCACCUCUUUAUGUUCCCUUACUUUACGAUCCUCCUCUGGCCAUCCCAUUACCCUCUCACCACCUCUUUAUGUUCCCUUACUUCAUGAUCCCUCUCUGGCCAUCCCAUUCACCCUCUCACCACCUCUUUAUGUUCCCUUACUUUACGAUCCCCCUCUGGCCAUCCCAUUUACCCUCUCACCGCCUCUUUGUCCCCUUACUUCAGGAUCCUCCUCUGGCCAUCCCAUUCACCCUCUCACCACCUCUUUAUGUUCCCUUACUUCACGAUCCCUCUCUGGCCAUCCCAUUCACCCUCUCACCACCUCUUUAUGUUCCCUUACUUCACGAUCCUCCUCUGGCCAUUCCAUUCACCCUCUCACCACCUCUUUAUGUUCCCUUACUUCACGAUCCCUCUCUGGCCAUCCCAUUCACCCUCUCACCACCUCUUUAUGUUCCCUUACUUCACGAUCCCUCUCUGGCCAUCCCAUUUACUCUUUCACCGCCCCUUAAUGUUCCCUUACUUCACGAUCCAUCUCUGGCCAUCCCAUUCACCCUCUCACCGCCUCUUUAUGUUCCCUUACUUCACGAUCCCUCUCUGGCCAUCCCAUUCACCCUCUCACCGCCUCUUUAA